GAGUAGCGCAAAUGCGUGUGGAGGCUUCUUGGCUGCAGGACCUUGGAUGAGAAGUGAAAUGUCUUCAAAGAAACACAAGAAAGCCCACAGCCGCCUCCUGAAAAAGCACCUUUGGGACAAUCACGAUGACCUGGAUGACAGAGAACCUCCGCGGACAUCCUGGCGAGCCUUUGCGAUGGUUGAGAAAAAGCAAGCUGCUGACUCCUCUGUUUUCAUUUCAUCAGCCUGCAAAUUGGCUUCUGCUACCAAGGUUACUCCCCAGCAGCCCUGAGGAGAUAGCAAGAAUGUAGAAGCUCAUCCAAGGGAAAGCGUUUUGGAGAAGCCUCUCUGUUUUUCUGCAAAAUAAGGCCUUUGUCAAAGGGGGAAACCCCUCUUCCCCCCCCCCUUCCUUUGGAGCUCAAAGCAUUCCUGGACUCGGCACCUCUUGAGGAUGCUUCUGUGGUCUGGGAUUGAUCUACACCAACAAAACGUGCACCAUGCCUCCCAUCACUUUCCAGGACUUGCCACUGAACAUCUACAUGGUGAUUUUUGGCACAGGUGUCUUCAUCUUUGUGCUCAGCCUGAUUUUCUGCUGUUACUUCAUUAGCAAACUUCGGCAUCAGGCACAAAGUGAAAGAUUUGGAUACAAAGAGGUGGUUUUGAAAGGUGAUGCCAGAAAGCUAAACUUACACGGGCAGACUUGUGCCGUCUGCCUGGAAGACUUUAAAGUGAAAGAUGAACUGGGAGUGUUGCCAUGCCAACAUGCCUUCCACAGAAAGUGCCUUGUGAAGUGGCUAGAAGUUCGAUGCGUUUGUCCCAUGUGCAAUAAACCUAUAGCGGGUCCCUCAGAGCCUCACCAGAACAUUGGGAUUCUCCUGGAUGAACUAGUGUGACUAUCUUCCUGCCCACAUUUCCCCACAAAGAGCCUUUACUGAUUAUUGCCUUGGGAUUGUGGGCUUCAACAGUCUUGAGAUGGUUUCCAAGUGGAUGUUCAUCUUAACCUUCUUAGAAGGCAGCGUGGACCGUUCCGAGUGCCAAGGUGGAAAGCAAGCUGGCCUUGUUCUCCAUCUACCACCUGGGAGCCAUUUCUGGGGAAGACUGAUCAGAACUGCAGGGGAAUCUCUAUUUGGGAUGACUAACCAACAAAGGACUUGAAACAAGAAAGUCUGAACUUUCCCAGGAUGACUCUGGUGAACAAUUGAACUUCAGUACCAAGCGUCCACAACUGCUUGUUGUGAUCCAACUGUGAGAUCAAAGUCUUCCCUUUGUCUAGGGCUUGCUGGUCCGAAUGCACAGAUGGCGAUAUAGCCUCUCUGAUUUCUAAUGAGCCCUUUCUUUUUAUAGUAAGUCAGCUCCUGCCAUUUGGGCUGUCUCGAUUUCUGCUCCUUAGGGAUCCCUUCUGCAAUUUGAAAACAAGAGCUAUUGCUGGCUUCGGCUAGGCCCUUCUCUGCAAAAUCUACAGUGUUUACAUAAGACUUAAGCAGAAAGCCUCCCAUGGGCUGCAGAAGGAGCACCAAUUCAGCUAUACACCACUGACCCAGCAGAGCUGCAAAAGAGCCCCUUCUUUUCUUCAAUAUUGUGGAGAAAGGGAGCACGUUGUGGCAUUUGGGUCACCCUAGAGGUGGCAAACAGACGAAGACAGGGGCAUGAAAAGGGAGAGAGAUCAAUCCUUUCUCUUAGAUUUCAGAAGAUGAGUGAGACUAUUUUCGUAAGUGGCCUUCUAACUUUCUUUUUGCCUAUUCUGUCCUUGUAUAGAAAAAUUAAAAAAAAAAGUACUUUCUCUGAAACCAGACUUUUUUUUUUUUGUCCUCGUUUGAUUAUGUGUUUGCAACAUGAGUAAUCCACUUAGCAGGAAGGGGGGGCUGAAGGCAACAUGGUAGAUUAAAGGGUUGUGGAAGCAUUGUGUAAACAUCCCUCCCACAUGCAUACACAAACGUGAAUGUACCUAUUAGGGAUAUGCAUAGCUUCAGGUAUGAUACCAAGAAGAUACUCUGGAGCAGUGGUUCUCAACCUGUGGGUCGGGACCCCAUUUGGGGUCGAACGACCAUUUCACGGGGGUCGCCAAACAAGGCUGUCCGCCAUUUUUUCCCCUUUUCUUUGGCCACGCCCCUGGCACCCGGUGAUAUAUAAGUGGUUGGGGGUUACCACAACAUGGGGAACUGUAUUAUGGGGUCGCGGCAUUAGAAAGGUUGAGAACCACUGCUCUGGAGCAUAUGAAGGUGAGAACAUAGCUAUGCACACAACUUUAAUACCCGUCCAUCCCCAGAGAUAGAAAUGAAGCUCAGCUCUCAACAUUUCCUACCUGAAACUUUGGGAAGGUCCUACAAUUCUGACUAUAUUUGCAUAACACACUGACAAACUAAACACAUUUUAGCCUAGGAUGUUUUGCAAAUUCAACCUGUGAUGGGUUUUUUUUUUAAUUUAACAUAAUGUACAAUUGGAUUAACAGACUAAACUAAGGUUAUGUUAAUCUUGUUUUACAAACAGCUGUUUUCCUCUAGUUGAGGUCAACAUCUCUGUGGGCACUGGGAGUCACGCAACAUAUAAAUUUGAAGAAAUAAACUUUCAUUUUUCUUGUCAACAACGCAAAAGUGUUGAUCACUGCUGCUGCCUAGAAAUUUUUUGAGAUUUUCAAUUAAAGUACUUCCCUCUUUAACAUCCAUGAAGCUGAGUUAAAUGCUGUAGUCAGUCAUGACUACAAAUUUGAUCCAUGAGAGAACAAUGCAAGAAAUGAAUCUAGGGGAAAAAUGUCUUACAGGCUUGGUAACAGAAAUUGGAGCACAAAUGCUUAGGCACUAAAACUUAAUGGAAGAACAAACUAUGAGAAUACAUCCAGUGACAGAGCAUAAGUCAUGAAAUUCCCAAAAACAAUAUUGUUUUAGAAAAAAAGGUACAGAAGUGGAUGAAAGAAAAAUCAAAACAAUAGGGUAGGGAUAUAUUCGAUUAUACAGUAUGUACCGUAUAAAGGAGAAGAAAAAUAGAAAAUUCAGGACUAUAAAUUACAGAUCUAGAUGCUCUUCAAGACUGUUUCAUGUGAACUUGGGAUCUUCAGCAAAACCUUAAUAAUAAAAAAGUCUGCUUAAUACUGUGUUAAACUUUAAAUUGUAGGGAUCAGUUCUGUUUUACUCUAGAUAUUACACUGUAUUGUUAAAAAAAACCCUAAAAGACAUAUAAACAUGAAACGCAGACACCUCAAACAGGAAGCAUGGUGAAGACUGGAUGUGACCGUCUUUAAAUGAAACAUGGAGAUAGAAAUUCUGAUACACACACACACACACACACGUACAUACUCAGGAACACAGGCGCAGAACCAGAGGCCGUAUAUCUUAAACUGCAUUAUCCUGUGUAUUGGGACAAGGGAAUUGCUUUAUAACCAUGUUAAAUUUGUACUGGGUGUUCUGUGCAGAACAAUGAACAUGGCAAAAGUUAUUCUCUCCUGUUAUCCUCCCCAAAACUUCAGAUAGAUUUGAUUGAUCAAUAUCCCCUGGCAAAAUAUCAAUUCUCCCCUUGUAAUUGCUAGAAAGCCUAAUGCAGAUAAUAGCAUAUCUUCCACACUUUUUCUGCCUAAAUGUAGAUGCUUUUCUUUCAUUACCAGUAGUGCUUAAGUCUCCGUGUCACCAUAAGUUUUUGUUGUUUUAAAGGAUUUGUAUAAAUACAAAUGACUCAUAUAAAGAUACCCAGUCAUUUCCAGAUUAAGCCACAUUUCCCUUGGUGACAGCUUGGAUUUACUGGGUCCUGUUGCACCCAUCGUGCUCAGAGAAGCCACAGCAGCCAAAAACAUCAACCAAUUCACACACUAAAGAAACAGUAUGAAGAUGGACACAACCACAAGCACCAAUAAUCAACUAAUUCGCAUGCUAAAAGAAACAAUAUGGACACACGCACUAAAAAUCAACUAUAUUCACACACUAAAACAAACAGUAUGAAGAUGGACACAAGCACCAACAAUAAACUAAUUCACACACUAAAAAACAAUAUGAAGAUGGACACAAGCACCAACUAAUUUGCACGCUAAAAGAAACAAUAUGAAUACAUGCACUAACAAUCAACUAAAUUCACACACUAAAACAAUAUGAAGAUGGACACAAGCACCAACAAUCAACUAAUUCACACGCUAAAAAACAAUAUGAAGAUGGACACAAGCACCAACUAAUUCGCACACUAAAA
Molecule: messenger RNA, 4146 nt
Organism: Crotalus tigris (Tiger rattlesnake)
Lineage: Eukaryota; Metazoa; Chordata; Lepidosauria; Squamata; Viperidae
Gene: RNF122
Product: ring finger protein 122
Exons: 6
Coding region: 477-872 (131 amino acids)
Source: RefSeq, a predicted model, not a curated record